AUGCUAGGAGAACAACUCAGAUUAAUAAAAUUAUCAAGACAGACACACUUAGUUCAUAAAAAGUCAAGAAUAACAUUUAUAGAAAGUGAUGAUGUAACUAUCGAGACUUUAUACCAAUUUUUACCAUUUGAAAGUCAAUAUACCAGACCAAAAAGCAUUUAUUUCGAUAGACACAGGCUUUCAUUAGCUGAAGAAUCUCGAUUUAACUCUAAGUUUAGAAAAUAUCUACUUAGCCUUAUUAAAAACAUGAAUUAUGAAGGGAUUGAAUAUCUACUUGAGUAUUUGGUACGUGUUUAUUCGAUUGAUUCUUUUAAUACUGAAGAGUUGCUUUUUUUAUUGUUUCCUUUUAAGAAGUAUGAAGAUUUGAUUGUAAAACUUACGAAAUACCAUACUUCGUGUUUUGGGAAGAUCACAGGAUAUUCAGUGCAUUCUCUUUCUAAACUAUUUACCACUAAUUGUGUAACCAUGAACUAUUAUGUUAAGUAUUUUGAGUUUUAUCCAAUCUUUAAAGAUUUUCUUAAUAGAAGUCUUAGUUUUAUAGUUAAAAUACUGAAAUCUGGCAAAUCCAAUUAUAUCGCUGAAUUUAUGGUUAUAUUUAAUUAUUUAGAAAAACAUGGUGAAAUUGAUUUAAUUCUUCAGACUUAUAAAUCAAUGAGCAAAUAUCUUAACUCGGAUGAAUUUAAUGAAUACUUUAAAAGAUUUACAAAUAAAAUUUAA
Molecule: messenger RNA, 717 nt
Organism: Hepatospora eriocheir
Lineage: Eukaryota; Fungi; Microsporidia; Hepatosporidae
Source: the annotation of a GenBank genome assembly